UUUUUUAUUCCCGGUUUUUUGAGGAUUCUGGGGAUUUUUCCCGGGUUUCUCUGGGGGAAUUUUGGGAAGAUCGGGAAAGAUGCCACCACCGCUGUCCCCGCUGUCCCCUCUGCUCCUGCUGCUGCUCUCCAGCUCCGCCCGCGGCGCCGUCCACGCCAACCUCACUGAAGGCUGCCAGAUCAUCCACCCUCCGCGGGACGGGGGGAUCCGCUACCGAGGGCUGACGCCGGACGAGGUUCGGAGCGUCCGGUUCCUGCCCUUCGACUACGAGAUCGAGUACGUGUGCCGGCCCGAGCGCGAGAUCGUGGGGCCCAAGGUGCGCAAGUGCCAGCGCGACGGCACCUGGACGGCCAUGGGCCACCCCAGCCGCUGCCUGCGGACGUGUCCCAAGGUCCACCUGAGCCUGGAGAACGGCCAGGUGACCGCGGGGGCCAUGGAGAGGGUCCCUGUUGAAGGCACCUGGGCCAGGUUCUCCUGCGACGCCGGCUUCCGCCUGGUGGGCGCCGCGCGCAGCAACUGCACCAAGAGCGGCCGCUGGAGCCACCCCAAGCCCCAGUGCCAGCCUCAUCGCCCCCCCUCAGGGAAGAAGGCGGUGCACGUGGGCGCGCUCUUCCCCAUGUCCGGCGGCUGGCCGGGCGGGCAGGCGUGCCUGCCGGCCGUCAGGAUGGCCCUGGAGGACAUCAACGAGCGCCGCGACAUCCUGCCCGACUACGAGCUCCGGCUCAUCCACGUCGACAGCAAGUGUGACCCGGGCGAGGCCACCAAGCUCCUCUACGAGCUGCUCUACAACCUCCCCUUCAAGAUCAUCCUCAUGCCCGGCUGCUCCAGCGUCUCCACCCUGGUGGCCGAGGCCGCGCGCAUCUGGAACGUCACCGUGCUUUCCUACGGCUCCAGCUCCCCGGCGCUCUCCAACCGCCGGCGCUUCCCGACGUUCUUCCGGACGCACCCGUCGGCAACGCUGCACAACCCCACGCGCGUCCAGCUCUUCAAGAAGUGGGGCUGGACCAAGAUCGCCACCAUCCAGCAGACCGAGGAGGUCUUCACCUCGACCCUGGAUGACCUCGACCGGCGGGUGAAGGAGGCCGGGCUGGAGAUCACCUUCCGCCAGAGCUUCUUCUCCGACCCCUCCGCCUCCGUCCGGAACCUCAAGCGCCAGGACGCCCGGAUCAUCGUGGGGCUCUUCUACGAGACGGUGGCACGGAAAGUCUUCUGUGAGGUCUACAAGGAGAAGCUCUAUGGCAAGAAGUACGUCUGGUUCCUGAUUGGCUGGUACGCCAACAAGUGGUUCCGCACCCCGGACCCUUCCAUCAACUGCACCGCGGCCGAGAUGGCCGAGGCCGUCGAGGGCCACAUCACCACCGAGAUUGUCAUGCUCAACCCCGAGAACACCCGCAGCAUCUCCAACAUGACGUCCCAAGAGUUCAUCAACAAGCUGGAGAAGAGGCUGGGGAACAACCCGAAGGAGACCGGGGGGUACCAGGAGGCGCCGCUGGCCUACGACGCCAUCUGGGCCUUGGCCUUGGCCCUCAACAAGACGGCCCAAGAGUUGGCCAAGCAAGGGGUGGGGCUGGAUGAGUUCAACUACAACAACAAGACCAUCACCGACGAGAUCUACCGGGCCCUCAACUCCUCGGCCUUCGAGGGCGUCUCGGGCCACGUCGUGUUCGAUGCCAGCGGCUCCCGCAUGGCCUGGACCCUCAUCGAGCAGCUCCAAGAUGGGGAGUACCAGAAGAUUGGGUACUACGACAGCACCAAGGACAACCUGUCCUGGUACAACAACGACAAAUGGAUCGGGGGGGCCCCUCCGUCCGAUUACACCAAGGUGAUCAUUACGUUCCGCUUCCUGUCCCAAAAAUUGUUCAUUUCUGUCGCGGUGUUGGCGUCGCUGGGGAUCGUCCUGGCCGUGGUUUGCUUGGCCUUCAACAUCUACAAUGGGCACGUGAGGUACAUCCAGAAUUCCCAGCCCUACCUGAACAACAUGACGGCCGUCGGUUGUACCCUGGCGCUUGCCGCUGUCUUCCCCCUGGGGCUCGACGGGUACCACAUUGGGCCGGGGCUGUUCCCGCUCGUCUGCCAGGCGCGGCUGUGGCUGUUGGGGCUGGGCUUCAGCCUGGGCUACGGCAGCAUGUUCACCAAGAUCUGGUGGGUGCACACCGUCUUCACCAAGAAGGACGACAAGAAGGACAAGCGGAAGAGCCUGGAGCCCUGGAAGCUCUACGCCACCGUGGGGGGCCUGGUGGGCUUCGACGUCGUCACGCUGAGCGUGUGGCAGAUCGUGGACCCCCUGCACCGCACCAUCGAGGAAUUCACCAAGGAGGAGCCCAAGUCGGACAUGGACGUGUCCAUCCUGCCUCAGCUCGAGCACUGCAGCUCCACCAAGAUGAACACCUGGCUCGGGAUUUUUUACGGAUUCAAGGGGCUGCUGCUGCUCCUGGGGAUUUUUUUGGCUUACGAGACCAAAAGCAUCUCCACGGAGAAAAUCAACGACCACCGGGCCGUGGGCAUGGCCAUCUACAAUGUGGCGGUAAAUUCCAGAAAAUUCCUGGGAAAAUUCUGGGAAUUUUCCAAAAAAUCAAAGGAAAAAUAUCCAAAAAUUAAAAAAAAAAAAAAAAAAAAAUUGGAGAUGUGAGGAAAAAAUUAUGAG
Molecule: messenger RNA, 2644 nt
Organism: Vidua chalybeata
Lineage: Eukaryota; Metazoa; Chordata; Aves; Passeriformes; Viduidae
Gene: GABBR1
Product: gamma-aminobutyric acid type B receptor subunit 1
Exons: 20
Coding region: 80-2629 (849 amino acids)
Biological process (GO): gamma-aminobutyric acid signaling pathway; G protein-coupled receptor signaling pathway
Cellular component (GO): G protein-coupled receptor heterodimeric complex; membrane
Molecular function (GO): G protein-coupled GABA receptor activity
Source: RefSeq, a predicted model, not a curated record